Messenger RNA from Fusarium venenatum, 429 nucleotides. The record is from RefSeq and is a predicted model, not a curated record. Lineage: Eukaryota; Fungi; Ascomycota; Sordariomycetes; Hypocreales; Nectriaceae.
AUGUCGUAUCACACCGGCCAGUUUCCGGGCCAAUUCAAUGCUCAGCAACCUCAGAUGGCUCAAGGAAACUCUGCCUCCCACCACCCAGGCCCUCUCUCUUCCAACCCGCCUUUCGGGAUCCCUUCUUUCCGGCCCCAGCCUGGCCGGCCCCAAAACCCUGCUGGUUCGCACAACCCCGAGUCUGCUUCUCUUGCAAGCUCCAACUUGUGGAUGCCUUCAGCUCACCAGGCUCUUAACAACGCCCUCCAAGCGAGUGGGUUUGGCGAGGAACAAAAUGGUAUGGGAGCAAUGAUCGUGCUCCCCCCUAAUGGUAAUCCUGUGCCUAGUAUUCUUGAACCGCCCGUUGCGCCCCCAAACAGUCCUGUACAGGGCAUCCCUGGCAUCGUCAUCCCGUGCAUGCCGCUCGGCACUGGUGCUCUGGCCCCUUAG